AUGAGACCUAAACCCAAAACAAAUUUUAAUGAAUUGUUUGGUUUUAAAUAUGAUCCAUUGACAGAAACAUCAAUAUCUGGUGUUUCACCAGAAGGUGUUGAUUUACUUGAUCAGCUUCUAUCUUUUGAUCCUCGUCAACGUCCAACUGUUGAACAAGCCUUAAGCCAUCCGUUUUUGGAAUUUUAUCAUGAUCCAAAUGAUGAGCCAACUAUAGAACCUUUGAUUGAUGAACACGAAGACGCAGUAUGUAGUAAAGAACAAUGGAAAGCUACUAUAUGGCGAAUGAUUGAAGGGUUUAUACCACCAUCUUGGAUCAAUAAUGAUACAACGGAUAAUUCAUAA
Messenger RNA from Rotaria sordida, 342 nucleotides. The record is from the annotation of a GenBank genome assembly. Lineage: Eukaryota; Metazoa; Rotifera; Eurotatoria; Philodinida; Philodinidae.